Molecule: messenger RNA, 1119 nt
Organism: Suillus discolor
Lineage: Eukaryota; Fungi; Basidiomycota; Agaricomycetes; Boletales; Suillaceae
Exons: 4
Coding region: 1-1119 (372 amino acids)
Source: RefSeq, a predicted model, not a curated record
AUGGCUAUCGACCUAAAUGCUGGACAGUACUUAGCUGCAGACUCGGCCUGGCGCACAUUCCUACCAAAUGAGACACUUACUACUAUCUGUCGUGGUCUCUCACCUUCUGUUCUAGCAACUGUUGCCCGUAAACUCUCUCUGCCUCAUCUUCACUCCCAUACAGGCACCCUUCGUUGCUGCCAGACCAUUCGUCUACAUUCACAUCUUGCCAACGGACUCCGCAAACUUCAUAUCCGAUGGAAAUUAGAGUAUGGUGCAUACUAUGCGCCAGACUUCGACAUCUUCCUCUCCAAUCUCACACAAGCAUUAAGCCUCGCAACCAACCUCCAGUCCCUAGACCUACAUCUCGGCCUGCCAUCUCUGUCGGAACACCCAACUUCAACUUUUCUCUCAUUCCCUGCUACCGAUGCCUGUUAUCACUCCCUCCGACGCGUCUCUCUCAGCGGCAUCGGCCCCUUUACCCACAACCGUCUCACAAAUUUUCUCAACAUUCUCCCCGCCGUACGACAUCUCCGUCUUCCCGACUAUCACGAUCAGAUCACCCUUAUUCCUCAAGCCCUCCCAUCUCUCGUAUCAUUUUCCGGCUCCCCACGUGUAGCCGCUGCAAUUCUACCAGGAAGACCCGUACAAUCCCUUGUACUCAUAGGACAAGACUACAUCCCUGACCUAGAUCUAUCCCAAAUGGUCCUGACAAGCGUACCUCUUCGCCAUCUGGAUUUGUCAUCCAUGUUGGUUACCCCGACAUUACUGCGAAAUUUAUCCAGGAACCUUAAUACAGUCGAGUCGUUGAAAGUGAAGCUUGCGUUGAGACAUACUUUGCAUUUCGCAGGUAUCGGCUUACUAGCCGCGCUUUCACACCUUCUCGGAGCAUUUCGCAAUCUUUCUACGCUCGACCUCUCGCCUACGCACGUAGACUAUACCGGGCUCAGUAACAGCGCAGAAGAACUCUCACUCUGUCGAUCAUGGCAGAAUGCAUGUCCUUCACUGCGACGCGUCGUCUUUCCUUCCCAAACAGAGUGGGCGUUCCGGGAAGAGGAUAAUACGUGGGUGUCUGUUCUCGUAGGGGAGUUGCGGAGGCGGCCCGCGUUCUACUCGCCAAAUAAGUUCAUUGGGUCCUGA